CGUCACAGCACCGGGCGCAGCCGGCCAGCGCAGUCGCUCCGGGCUUGGGGACCCGCGCGGGUGUCGGGGUCCAUGCGGGGCAGCGGCCCGUGACGCCGGAGAGGUGACUCUGCCCUCGCUGGGGUUCCUGCCACUGCUGGAAGUGAUAAACCAAGGCCACAGAGAUGGCCGGGGCCUCUGUGAAGGUGGCGGUGCGUGUCCGCCCCUUCAAUUCCCGGGAGAUGAGCCGUGACUCCAAGUGCAUCAUCCAGAUGUCGGGAAGCACCACCACCAUUGUCAAUCCCAAACAGCCCAAGGAGACACCCAAGAGCUUCAGCUUCGAUUAUUCCUAUUGGUCACACACCUCGCCCGAGGACAUCAACUAUGCCUCACAGAAGCAGGUAUACCGUGACAUCGGGGAGGAGAUGCUGCAGCAUGCCUUUGAGGGCUACAACGUGUGUAUCUUCGCCUAUGGGCAGACGGGGGCCGGCAAGUCCUAUACCAUGAUGGGCAAGCAGGAGAAGGACCAGCAGGGCAUCAUCCCACAGCUCUGUGAAGACCUCUUCUCCCGAAUCAAUGACACGACCAAUGACAACAUGUCCUACUCCGUGGAGGUCAGCUACAUGGAGAUUUACUGUGAGAGGGUCCGGGACCUCCUGAACCCCAAGAACAAGGGCAACCUGCGUGUAAGGGAGCACCCUCUGCUCGGGCCCUAUGUGGAGGACCUCUCCAAGCUGGCUGUUACCUCCUACAACGACAUACAGGACCUCAUGGACUCAGGGAACAAGGCUAGGACUGUUGCGGCCACGAACAUGAAUGAGACCAGUAGCCGCUCUCAUGCUGUCUUCAACAUCAUCUUCACUCAGAAGCGCCAUGAUGCAGAGACCAACAUUACCACAGAGAAAGUGAGCAAAAUCAGCCUGGUGGACCUGGCUGGCAGCGAGCGGGCCGACUCCACGGGAGCCAAAGGCACACGACUCAAGGAGGGAGCCAAUAUCAACAAGUCCUUGACCACACUGGGGAAGGUCAUCUCUGCUCUGGCUGAAAUGGACUCUGGACCCAACAAGAACAAGAAAAAAAAGAAGACAGACUUCAUCCCAUACCGAGACUCUGUGCUGACCUGGCUCCUCCGGGAAAACCUGGGUGGCAAUUCAAGGACAGCUAUGGUGGCAGCCCUGAGCCCAGCAGACAUCAACUAUGAUGAGACCCUGAGCACAUUAAGGUAUGCAGACCGGGCCAAGCAAAUCCGCUGUAACGCCAUCAUCAAUGAGGACCCCAACAACAAACUGAUCCGAGAGCUGAAGGAUGAAGUGACCCGGCUGCGGGACCUGCUGUAUGCCCAGGGUCUUGGUGACAUCACCGACACCAACACUGUGCCCGGAGGACCCAAAUUGACCAACGCCCUGGUGGGCAUGAGCCCCUCAUCCUCACUCUCGGCCCUGUCCAGCCGUGCGGCCUCCGUGUCCAGCCUCCAUGAACGCAUCUUGUUUGCUCCAGGCAGUGAGGAGGCUAUUGAAAGGCUGAAGGAAACUGAGAAGAUCAUCGCUGAGCUUAAUGAGACCUGGGAGGAGAAGCUGCGACGGACAGAAGCAAUCCGGAUGGAGAGGGAAGCAUUGCUGGCCGAGAUGGGCGUAGCCAUGAGGGAGGAUGGUGGCACUUUGGGUGUAUUCUCUCCCAAAAAGACACCACACCUUGUGAACCUGAAUGAGGACCCACUGAUGUCCGAGUGUCUCCUCUACUACAUCAAGGAUGGCGUCACCAGGGUGGGCAGAGAGGACGCAGAAAGGCGGCAGGACAUCGUUCUGAGUGGACACUUCAUUAAGGAAGAGCACUGCAUCUUCCGGAGUGAUUCCCGGGGAGGCAGUGAAGCUGUGGUGACCCUGGAACCCUGUGAAGGGGCAGACACAUAUGUCAACGGCAAGAAAGUCACUGAGCCCAGUAUCCUGCGAUCAGGAAACCGCAUCAUCAUGGGCAAGAGCCAUGUAUUCCGGUUCAACCACCCGGAGCAGGCGCGCCAAGAGCGUGAACGCACGCCCUGUGCAGAGACACCUGCUGAGCCUGUGGACUGGGCCUUUGCCCAGCGUGAGCUUCUGGAAAAACAGGGCAUUGACAUGAAGCAGGAGAUGGAGCAGAGACUCCAGGAGCUGGAGGACCAGUAUCGCCGAGAGCGGGAGGAGGCCACCUACCUGCUGGAGCAGCAAAGACUGGACUACGAGAGCAAGCUGGAGGCCCUGCAGAAGCAGAUGGACUCCAGGUACUACCCGGAGGUAAAUGAGGAAGAGGAGGAGCCAGAGGAUGAAGUCCAGUGGACAGAGCGGGAGUGUGAGUUGGCAUUGUGGGCCUUCCGGAAGUGGAAGUGGUACCAGUUUACAUCCCUACGAGACCUGCUUUGGGGUAAUGCCAUCUUCCUGAAAGAGGCCAAUGCCAUCAGUGUGGAGCUGAAGAAGAAGGUCCAGUUCCAGUUUGUCCUCCUCACAGACACCCUGUACUCUCCACUGCCGCCAGACCUGCUGCCUCCAGAGGCUGCCAAAGACCGAGAGACACGGCCCUUCCCUCGUACCAUUGUGGCCGUGGAGGUCCAGGACCAGAAGAAUGGAGCCACCCACUACUGGACACUGGAGAAACUCAGACAACGCUUGGACCUGAUGCGGGAGAUGUACGACAGGGCUGCAGAGGUGCCCUCCAGUGUUGUUGAGGACUGCGACAAUGUGGUGACCGGCGGGGACCCCUUCUAUGAUCGCUUCCCCUGGUUCCGGCUGGUGGGCAGUUCAGUCAUCUCUGGCUGCAACAGCUACCCUCUUCUCAACACAUGCAUGAGCGAGCGCAUGGCUGCUCUCACCCCCUCCCCCACCUUCUCAAGCCCCGACUCCGACACCACCGAGCCUGCUGAGGAGCAGAGCGUGGGGGAGGAGGAGGAGGAGGAGGAGGAGGACCUGGAGGACGACGUCUUUCCGGAGCACACGCUGUGCGACGGCCGGGACCCGUUUUACGACCGGCCCCCCCUGUUCAGUUUAGUAGGAAGGGCCUUCGUGUACCUGAGCAACCUGUUGUACCCUGUGCCGCUGGUGCACCGUGUGGCCAUCGUCAGCGAGAAGGGCGAGGUGAAGGGGUUCCUCCGUGUGGCUGUGCAGGCCAUCUCAGCUGAUGAAGAGGCCCCAGAUUACGGUUCUGGCGUUCGUCAGUCAGGAACUGCUAAAAUCUCCUUUGAUGACCAGCAUUUUGAGAAGUUCCAGGCUGAGUCCUGCCCUGUGGUGGGGAUGUCCCGCUCAGGGACGUCCCAGGAGGAGCUGCGAAUCGUGGAAGGCCAGGGUCAGGGCGCUGAUGCUGGUCCCUCUGCUGACGAGGUCAACAAUAAUACCUGCUCAGCAGCGGUACCUCCAGAAGGCCUCCUAGACAGCCCUGAGAAGGCCACCCUGGAUGGGCCCCUGGAUGCAGCCCUGGACCACCUCCGUCUGGGCAGCACCUUCACCUUCCGAGUGACAGUCUUGCAGGCAUCCAGUAUCUCUGCCGAAUAUGCUGACAUCUUCUGCCAGUUCAACUUUAUCCACCGACACGACGAGGCUUUCUCCACCGAACCCCUGAAGAACACCGGCAGAGGGCCCCCUCUUGGCUUCUACCACGUCCAAAAUAUUGCCGUGGAGGUGACCAAGUCCUUCAUUGAGUACAUCAAAAGCCAGCCCAUUGUGUUUGAGGUCUUCGGCCACUACCAGCAGCACCCAUUCCCUCCCCUGUGCAAGGAUGUGCUCAGCCCUCUGAGGCCUUCACGCCGCCACUUCCCUCGGGUUAUGCCACUGUCCAAGCCAGUACCUGCCACCAAACUCAGCACUAUGACGCGGCCAUCCCCAGGACCUUGCCACUGCAAGUAUGACCUGCUGGUCUACUUCGAGAUCUGUGAGCUGGAAGCCAACGGCGAUUAUAUCCCUGCUGUGGUAGACCACCGUGGAGGCAUGCCAUGCAUGGGCACCUUCCUCCUCCACCAGGGUAUCCAGAGACGAAUAACAGUGACUCUGUUGCAUGAGACAGGCAGCCACAGCCGUUGGAAGGAAGUGCGCGAGCUGGUCGUGGGUCGCAUCCGAAACACUCCAGAAACUGACGAGUCCCUGAUAGACCCCAACAUCUUGUCUCUCAACAUCCUUUCAUCUGGAUAUGUCCACCCAGCCCAGGAUGACCGGCAGUUUCUUGAUUCGGACAUACCUAGGACCUUCUUCCAGUUUGAGGCGGCUUGGGAUAGCUCCAUGCACAACUCUCUCCUGCUAAAUCGUGUCACCCCUUACCGGGAGAAAAUCUACAUGACUCUCUCUGCUUACAUUGAGAUGGAGAACUGCACCCAGCCAGCUGUCAUCACCAAGGACUUCUGCAUGGUUUUCUACUCCCGUGAUGCCAAGCUGCCGGCCUCACGCUCCAUCCGCAGCCUGUUUGGUAGUGGGAGCCUACGGGCCACAGAAGGAAACCGUGUGACGGGUGUGUAUGAACUCAGCCUGUGCCAUGUGGCUGACGCAGGUAGCCCAGGGAUGCAGCGGCGGCGCCGGCGGGUGCUGGAUACAUCAGUGGCCUAUGUCCGAGGCGAGGAAAACCUGGCUGGCUGGAGGCCACGGAGUGACAGCCUAAUCCUGGACCACCAGUGGGAGCUGGAAAAGCUGAGCCUCUUACAGGAGGUGGAGAAAACACGACACUACCUACUCCUGCGGGAGAAGCUGGAGACCACCCAGCGGCCCUGUCCUGAGGCACUGUCUCCAGCCUCCAGUGAAGACUCUGAAUCCCGCAGUUCUUCUGGUGCCUCCUCCCCACUGUCAGCUGAGGGCCGUCCAUCACCCCUGGAAACUCCCAGUGAGAGGCAGAGGGAGCUUGCCGUCAAGUGCUUACGUCUCCUCACGCACACGUUCAACAGAGAGUACACCCACAGCCACGUGUGCAUCAGUGCCAGUGAAAGCAAGCUCUCAGAGAUGUCUGUCACCCUGAUGCGGGACCCAUCCAUGUCCCCUCUGGGCACAACUACACUUACUCCCUCCUCCACCUGUCCCUCUCUGAUUGAAGGGCGCUAUGGUUCCACUGACAUAAGGACCCCCCAGCCCUGUUCCCGGCCUGCCAGCCCAGAGCCCGAGCCUCUACCAGAGGUCGACUCUAAGAAGACCCCCUCCCCUGCUCGAGCAACAGAGGCAGACAAGGAACCCCAGCGCCUAUUAGUUCCUGACAUCCAGGAGAUCCGGGUCAGCCCGAUUGUCUCCAAGAAGGGGUACCUGCACUUCCUGGAGCCACACACGGCUGGCUGGGCCAAGCGCUUUGUGGUGGUGCGGCGCCCCUACGCCUACAUGUACAACAGCGACAAGGACACUGUGGAGAGGUUUGUGCUCAACCUGUCCACUGCCCAGGUGGAGUACAGCGAGGACCAGCAGGCCAUGCUCAAGACACCCAACACAUUUGCUGUGUGCACUGAACACCGUGGCAUCCUGCUACAGGCAAACAGUGACAAGGACAUGCACGACUGGCUAUAUGCCUUCAAUCCCCUCCUGGCCGGGACUAUUCGAUCCAAGCUGUCCCGGAGGAGGUCUGCACAGAUGCGGGUCUGAGCCAGAGCCUUCCUUCCAGCCAGUGGCCCAGCCUCUCCCCUUGCCCUCCUCCUCUGUCUUGUCAUCUGCCUCCCAGACCUUCCCCCACCAGGGGUCGCCUUGCUGGGCCGAGCCGUCUCACCUCUGGCAGGGGCCUGCACCAUACAACUGGUUGUGCCCCCAGAGGCUGUGUGUGUUGUCAGUUCUUCCAAAACUGUUCUGGAUGGGGAGUUGGGGAUGCCAGGAAGGCCAAAAAGGGCAUAAGACCCAGGGUAUUGCCGCCAUUCUAAUAUUUUUUUAAGCAUAGACAGACUUAUAAUUAAUAUACAUUAGUUAGUGAUGUUGAAGCAGUCCACUGAAAAAUUAACUAUAAGACUGUGUUCUGUUUAUAAGUAUUUAUUUCUAAUGCCUCCUGGUAGAGCUAUAAGGUUCAGGUGGAGCCUUUCCCCUUCCCCUCCCCAUUGGUUCCCACAUGUGUCUCCAGCCUGCUAGGGGCAAUGUGAGGGAGGUGUGUGGACAAGCCAGAACCGGCCCCAGGCACAUUUGUUGAGGCACACCUGGAUAGGGUGUGUGUUGGGGGAGCGGAUUUCCAGGUCCUGUGUCUACAGCAGCUCAGAAGGUGGUGUGUACUACUUCUGAAGGGACAGCUCCCAAGAUGGGGUGCUAAGGGUGAUGCAGACAGCUUCUCCCCUGAUUGGGAGGAUGAGAUAAGGUAUGGAGACUAUUCUGGGUAGGGUUGGAGUAAGAAGUUCAGGUCCUUGUUGAAGUGCAGACUGGAACCCCUGAUUGUGUCCAGGCUGAUGUGCAGGGACAGUCGAUGUUCAGGAUGGGGGUCUCUUUAAGUGUUUAAGAAAAGAGGAAUGAGUAACAGAAGAUUCCCAGAGGGUCUGUGAUGAGCAAUUCCUUACACCGUCUUCUCUCUCCAGGGGAGUAGGGUUUCUGUGGAUCCCAGUAAGAAAACUCUCAAGGUGAUGUGACUAGUCAAGCAGAUGAGGGUGACUGCAUGAUGACCUUGAUAGAGGGGCAUCUGGGGGAAUUUCCACACCAUAGGCCCAUUUGGAAAAUGAGUAAACACACUUCAAGUGCAUUCUUCCCUUUCCCUGAUGGCCUACUGAACAGGAUGCAUUAGCAUCUGGUCAUUCCAGGCCCUUCCUCCUCCUUGGUCAGCUCUAGCUCUCAUCUGAAUGAGGUGGCAGGUCUGAAUUUCCUGUCAGCUUGGGCUACAAGGGUGGUCACCAUCAUGCCCAGCCACCUUUAUCCCAAGGACCUAGAUCAUCUGUCCUUAGCACUGAGUCUCAGGAGCGCAUGUCUGUGAAGUGCAGGGUAUAGCUUUCUUCCAAGAUCCCAGAUCAAGGUGAUCACCCUAGACUGAGGCUUUCUUUGUCCAGAAACCAGGUGCCUGUGCUGUCCCAUGUGGACUUGGAAGGCCAAGAGGUAAUAAAAGUACCCUUUACAGAACCACUCUGGCUCUAGUGACUGACUCAAGGCAGGGAACAGAAGUAGAUGGAAGGAGUUGCUGUAAGUGGACUUGUUCCCAGGGCCACAUGACCCCUGGGAGGCAGAUAGGCAGCCAGACCUUCCAGGACUGCUCAGGUCAGCCAACCUGAAGCUGUAGCUUGGAGGGCUCUGGCCCCACCCAGCACGUGGGUGUCUGAGGUCAGCCAGCCUGCAGAGCACCUGUUCCUGGGUCAGACUGUGAGAAAGGGAGGUACCCAGACUGUUCCACUUUGGCCCAGUGCUGUCUUGGUGGUGUCUGGGAGCCAAGGUGGGCUCUCUGCUCCUGUAGGAGGUCCCGAGUCAGAGCCCAGUAAGUGGAGUUGAUGGUGCAAGAAAUCUGUCCACAUCUCAGGAAAUCUGGUUUCUCUACAUACACCCUGCCCCAAACUACCCCUGUAUCACCUUAGCUGACAUUACCAACAGCUGUGACAUGUCACAUUCCCUGCUGCAGAGGAAAGUCUUCCUAGCCAAGACUAAGUACAGAAGGUGAGGUGGAUCUAGAAAGCCACCUCUGCCAAGCAGUUUUGUUUGGAUGUUGUGGUCCCAUUUUGGUUUGGGGAGAUUACUGUUCCUAGAGAGAGUUACAGGAGGGGACUGGACUCCAGGUAGUUCAGCACUGAGGCUUCUGAGAGACCCAGCUGGUACCUGAGUAACAUAUGAGGCCUCCCACUUGAAAACAAUCAUGCCAACAUUCAGCACACCCCUAGGACGACUGUACUGACUCACCCUCCCCAUCAUGCUGGUCCUUAAUGCCCCUUGGGCACCUCAGGCUCACUGAAUGUGGCUCCUGUUGCAGAUGUGAGCAAGGUUGAGGUGUUGGUUUUCUGCCAGCUCCAUCCAGCAUGAGGAUUUCACAAGGCACACUCCUUUACCCCUGACGCUGGAGCCAUGUAGUCCUCCAGGAUGGCAGUGGCUGUGGCCUGGGCCAUCCUGAGUGUCCCUGAGGCUCAGAAGCCAUGUCCCUGGCUUGUACAUAAGUGGUUGCUGUGGGCACCCCUUGGACCUUGUGUUGUAACUAUCUGAUGUAAUGACUAGUUCCCUGCCGUCUUACACCCGAGUGUUAGCUGUAGGCUCCUGUACUGUUUGUGUGCACCUAGGGCUCUGUCCAAUUAAGAAAUAAAUGUGGCUCUCAUGCAACACA
Jaculus jaculus (lesser Egyptian jerboa) is the source of this 8163-nucleotide messenger RNA. RefSeq names its product kinesin family member 1A (gene Kif1a). Gene Ontology annotation, molecular function: ATP binding; microtubule binding; microtubule motor activity. The coding region runs from base 165 to 5546 and encodes 1793 amino acids. Gene Ontology annotation, biological process: microtubule-based movement. The record is from RefSeq and is a predicted model, not a curated record. NCBI's taxonomy places the organism in Eukaryota, Metazoa, Chordata, Mammalia, Rodentia, Dipodidae. The transcript has 50 exons.